AUACCAGAUCUCUGAGGUUGAAACAUCGAUGUCGAUCCGCGCCGCCGCUGCUCGCCGCCAUCCAUGGCGCUCUCUUCUCGCGAGACACUUCUCCUCCUCAUCCUCUUCCGCCGCCGUGGACUCGCUCCUCCUCCGAUCCCUCAAAGAGCACUACCUCGAAGUCUCCCGCAUGACGCCUCCCCCGAAGGUGAACCCUCCAUCGCCGUUCACGAUCGUGAAGGGGGGUCUUGAUCGGGAUGGCCCGGUGCUUCGUGGGGCGUACAAGGAUGAGGAAAUCUCCAUCACGGUGAUGCGCCUCGCCAACAUCGUCCCUGCUGAUGCCGAUGAUGACGAGAAUUCGAUCAACCAGUUGUUCCUCCAUGUCGAUGUGUCGAAACCCUCGAGGGCGGACUCGCUUCAUUUCCUCUGUGGGCUCUAUCCGGACGCGCUCGGUAUCCACUCUGUCUGCUUACGGCCCAAGGCGGAGUCUGGUGCUGCUCCUGAGUCGUCUAGGGUCGUCUCCAAGUACCAAGGCCGUGUUUUCUAUGAACUGGAUCAAAAACUAAGGGAUGCAUUCCACAUAUUUAUUGAGUCGCGGGGUGUGAAUGAAAAGCUUUUCCCAUUUCUCCAGGCCUGGCUUUAUGUGAAGGACCAUCGGAACCUGAUGCGAUGGUUCAAGAGUGUGGGCGCCUUCAUCAAUGAACAGAAGUCAGCUUGACCUAUAACUUGGAUGUAGGUUCAACGUGUUGGGGAAAAAACAGUUGCUCAUUAAUGAGUUUUCACCCAAAUGUUUGAAAAACUCAUUUCAUGUUCAGGGAAAUAGAAAUCAUUAUCUUCUAAAUAUUCCAACAGUUUUUUUUUUU
This is a messenger RNA of Dioscorea cayenensis subsp. rotundata (Guinea yam), 842 nucleotides long. RefSeq lists its product as uncharacterized. The record is from RefSeq and is a predicted model, not a curated record. Gene Ontology annotation, cellular component: mitochondrial matrix. Bases 29 to 697 code for a protein of 222 amino acids. NCBI's taxonomy places the organism in Eukaryota, Viridiplantae, Streptophyta, Magnoliopsida, Dioscoreales, Dioscoreaceae. The transcript has 2 exons.